AAUCUAAAAGAUUAACAAAGCCAAAAGCUGGUUCUUUGAAAAAAAUAAACAAAAUAGACAAACCUCUAGGAAAGCUCACUAAGAAAAUAAGGGAGAAAUCUCAAAUAAAUGGGAACAAAAAUCAAAGAGUAAAAAUUACACCUCUAAGUAUUCAGAGGAUAGAGACUACUAUGAACAAUUAAACACUAACAAAUUCAGAAACCUAGGAGAGAUGGAAAAUUUUUAAAAAUCAAGCAAUCAUCCAAGAUUGAGUAAGGAAGAUGCAGAAAAUCCUGAACAACCCAAUCAUAAGCAAGGGAAUUGAACCAGCAAUCAAAACUCUCCCCAAAAACAAAAGUCAAGGACAAGAUGGCUGCACAAGUGAAUUCUACCAAACCUUGAAAGAAGACCAUCUCUUCACCAGCAAGACCGUCAACAGCCUUUUGAGGAUAGGAUCUGUAUCUAAACAAGCUGCCGUCAGUGUACUCCUCAGGAAAGUUACUAUUCAAGUCAAAUACAACAUAAUGCAGAAUUCUUUAUCAGUACCACCAAAAGAUCAAGGUGAACCAAACAUCCCUUCUGGAACAAAUCUGAGUGGGAAAGGUUUGCAGAAUAAAAGUCACUUUAGGACCAUUGCACCAAAAAUUGUGCCCAAAGUCCCAGCAUCCAGAGUGUUGUCAUGCCAUUCACCAUCAUUCUGUGAUCAGGGGAACCCAGGACCCUCCAUCAAUUCCACACCCUUAGGGAUGCCCACCCAGAAUUACGCUCUGAUGCAAGUGGCUGGACAGGAGGGAACUUUUUCUCUUGUUGCUUUGCCACACGUAGCCUCAGCUCAGCCAUUCCAGAAACCCAUAAUGCCCCUGCCUGAAAACCUUAAACUGCCUAUUCCACGAUACCAGCCCCCCCAACUCAACAAAGGAUCAAGAAAGAAACCCAUUCUGAACUCCCCUGAAAGUGGCUGCAGCAAACCUCCUUCUCAAACCCAAAUGUCCGCCUCCCCACCUGAUCGCCCUGAACCUCCACAUCAACCCAGCCCAUCUGAGCAAAUGCCAUCCCUAGACCACACCCCAGCCAGUGUGGGCUCUACUGUGCUAACCGACAGAGGUAGCCAUGGACACUCUCCACCUCUAGUGACCCAAGGCCAGGGAGUGUUGAACUCUACUGCCAGCCCAACAUUGUCCCUACCAGGGGAACCUUCUGCGAAACAGGGCUUCACAAAGAUUUCUGGGAAAGCAAACUCUGCAAGCAAAAAGAUAUCCAGUAAACCUUCUGCUGUUGCCAGUGAAAAAUUCAAAGAACACACUCAUCUUGCAAAAUCUGUGACCAACUUAUCCCCAGCAGUUUUGGGCAGUGGAAUUCAAUUGAUCCCCAAAGGUAAACUGCCAAUCUUGCCCUACUCAAGAGUGAAAACAGCAGAGGUUUGCAAAAGUGAAUCAGAUGUUAACAAUUCAGAUUUUUCUUUAUCUGAACUCCGGACAGACUGUGAUAAGACAUCCUCUGUCACAGAAGGCUUUAAUGCAGCCACCAAAGUGGUUGGCAAGAUACCUGUUCUACAGGUGUCCGAGCAGAGUCCCUGUGAAAGUCCCUUUUGUCCAGUCACCAAACAAGAUGUAAAUCACAAAACGAAACUGAGCAGGGGGGCAACAAAGAGAAGAGGAAGAAAACGAAAGAUUCCAGAUGAAAUUUUGACAUAUCAGGGGAAAAGGAGAAAAUACAUCAUCAAUAAGGGCAGAGAAAAUGACAGAUUGAAAAAUAAUACCCAAGAAUCCAGAGACCCAAAACCUGGGGCUAUGAAAAAAUACCGCAGCAUUAUGCCUAAACCUAUACUUGUCAUGUCUGCUCUGGCUUCUCCUGCAGCUACGUUGCAGCCCCAAACACCAGACAGUCUAGGGCAAGGCCUUUUGUUAAGCAACUUACUCACUCCUAAAAAUCUUGACUAUAAGCCGGAUGGCAGCCCUUCCCCUAAAUCCAGCUGUGCAUUCAGAAAUGGAUUCUCUGGCAUUAAGAAGCCUUGGCACAGAUGUCAGUUCUGUAACCACAUCUUCCAAUUCAAACAGCACCUUCGAGAUCACAUGAAUACACACACUAACAGACGGCCUUACAGUUGUCGGAUUUGUCGCAAAGCAUAUGUGCAUUCUGGCAGCCUGAGCACACACAUGAAACUCCAUCACAGUGAAAACCGUCUGAAGAAACUCAUGUGCUGUGAAUUUUGUGCAAAAGUGUUUGGUCACAUCAGAGUCUAUAUUGGCCAUCUAAAAGAAGUGCACAGGGUUGUCAUCAGCACCGAGCCUUCCCCAAGUGAACUGCAGUUAGGGGACAUGCCAAGGAACAGAGACGUGAAUGCCAGAGGGAUGGAAGGGUCAAUGGAGAGGGAAAACAAGUCAUGCCUGGAAGAAGACCUCCUCUUAAACCAGGCAGGUGAAGUCAAAUUACAAAUCAAAUGUGGCCGCUGUCAGGUCACUGCUCAGUCUUUUGCUGAAAUAAAGUUUCAUUUACUUUAUGUUCAUGGAGAAGAAAUUCAGGGUAGACUACAAGAAGGGCUCUUACCAGGAAGCAGAGGCACUCCAGAAGAACUGGUUAAACAGACUGAUUCUCACUGGAAACAGUGUCCUGAGAGAAUAAAGCAGGAAAAGCAUUGCCCCUCAGGUGAGGAUUUACACACAUUUCCUAGGCUGAAAAGGCAACUCUACCUUCAUCAUCAGAAUGAUGUGGAAAUACUCAUGAAAGAUGACGGAGCCCAGCCAGCGCGAAGUGAGCCAAGAGAAGACCCCCAGGGCCCUGAAUGUCCCAGCCCCCAAACUGGCCCCCUACAGUCCCAUUCUGGCUUUAAUUGUAUCCUCUGCGCACAGACAUUGAGAAGGAAAGAAGAACUCCUUGUGCACUGGGAACAACAACACAAAUGUGAAGACCCUCCCAAACUUUGGACAAUCUUAAAUGCACUCUCCAUCCAAGGAGUGAUUGAGCUUUCCAAUGGAUUUGAAAAAUGAAACACUGGGGCCAGAGAGGUUCAAGGACUUUGCUGUUGCCUUUUCUCUCAAAACUUUGAGGUUUGGGUGGUGUUUAAUUAUAAAAAUCUCACUAGAUAAGAUCAGGAUUGGUAAGCAGAAAUGAUUUUUGUACAUAGUUUUAUUUUCUUAAGAAAUAUGUAUGUCCUUAAUGCAUAUUUUUCUAACCGUAUGCAGAUUAAUUUUAAAAUUCUAUAACUGUUAAUGUCUUAGACUUUAUUUCAGAGUAAAUAAAAUCAAAAUUUGGAAAUUGAA
Messenger RNA from Talpa occidentalis (Iberian mole), 3239 nucleotides. RefSeq names its product zinc finger protein 438 (gene ZNF438). The coding region runs from base 261 to 2966 and encodes 901 amino acids. Gene Ontology annotation, biological process: regulation of transcription by RNA polymerase II. The record is from RefSeq and is a predicted model, not a curated record. The transcript has 5 exons. Gene Ontology annotation, cellular component: nucleus. Lineage: Eukaryota; Metazoa; Chordata; Mammalia; Eulipotyphla; Talpidae. Gene Ontology annotation, molecular function: sequence-specific DNA binding; DNA-binding transcription factor activity, RNA polymerase II-specific.